AGAUUAGUAUGAGUGUCAGGGGUUAUGGGGAGAAGGCAGGAGAAUGGGGUUGAGAGGGAAAGAUAGAUCAGCCAUGAUUGAAUGGCGAAGAGAAACUUAAUGGGCCAAAUGGUCUAAUUCUGCUCUUAUGAGUUCAUAAGAUAGACCCUGGAGAUAGGUCCUUCGGCCCGCCGAGUCCGCACGGACCAGUGAUCACCCCAUACACUAGCACUAUCCUACACACUAGGGACAAUUUACACUUUUACCAAAACCAAUUGAUCUACACGACCAGCGAUCACCCCAUACACUAACCGACACACACCAGGGAUAAUUUUACAACUUAGCAAAACCUAAUUAACCUACAAACCUCUACGUCUUUCGAGUGUGGGAGAAACCCAUGCGGUCGCAGGGAGAACGUACAAACUCCAUACAGACACCACCUGUAGUCAGGAUCAAACCCGGGUCUCCUCUGACGCUGUAAGGCAGCAACUCUACCGCUGCACCACUGUGCCACACCACCCAUUCAUGUUCGUUUUCCCACUUUCUCAUCAACUCCUUACACACUAGCAGCAACUUACAGAGAUCAAUUAAACUACAAGCCCACAUGACUACACGCGGUCACAGGGAGAAUGUGUAAACUCCACACACAUACACAGACAGCCCCCGAGGUCUGGAUCGAACCUGGAUCUCUGAUGCUGCGAGGCAGCAGCUCUAACAGCUGCACCACUGUACUGCCCUCUAAUUUUUUAUCUUUCAGUUUCAGCAAUGAAUGCCCUAUCUGAACUUCCCCUUGAAAGAGUCUAAGGAUCUGAAGAAGGAUCUGACCUAAAAGGCUGUCUGUUCAUUUCCCUCCACAGAUGCCGCCUUACGUGCUGUGUUCCCGUUUUGCCUUAAAGUGAUGGGAAAGUAAUUUCAAAGGGAAUUGCUGGGACAUUUAUGUUAAUCACAUGAUACUUGGUGAGAGUGAGGAGUGAUCUUAUGGAGGUGUACAAGAGCACGAGUGGAAUAGAGAGGGUAAUUGCACAGAGUUUUUUACCCAUUGAGGGGGAAUCGAGAACCAGAGUAAGGAGGUUUAACCUGAGAGGGGAAACAUUUAACAGGAACCUGAGGGGGUAAUGUUUUUACACAUAUGUGAGUACAUAGAACAAGCUGCCAGAAGAGGUAAGUGAGGCAGCUACGAUAACAUCAUUUAACAGACAUUUGGACGCAAAGUGCUGGAGUAACUCGGCAGGUCAGGCACCAUCUCUGGAGAGCAUGGAUAGGAGAUGUUUUGGCUUGAGACCCUUCCUCAGACUGUACCAGUUGCGCUAAAGACAUUCAGACAGGUACAUAGUAGGAAAUAUUUAGAGGAAUGUGGGCCAAAUACGGGCAAGUGGGACGACUAGAGGAGAAGGGGCAUCUUGGUUGACAUGGGAAAAUUGGGUCAAAUGGCCUGUUUCCGUGCUGUAAGACUCUAUCAAAACUUAAGAGAGACACAAAAUGCUGGAGUAACUCGGUGGGACAGGCAGCAUCUCUGGAGAGAAGGAAUGGGGUGACGUUUCAAGUUGAGACUAACGAAGGGUCUCGACUCGAAACGUCACCCAUUCCUUCUCUCCAGAGGUGCUGCCUGUUCUUAUGAGUUGCUCCAGCAUUUUGUGUCUAUCUUCGGUUUAAACCAGAAUCUGCAGUUCCUUCCUACACAUCCAAUCAAAACUUCAUGGCAGCUGGUAAAACUACAUCCCCCACAAUGCCCCAGAUUGGUCAGCGUGAUUGACACCAGUAUAAGGCAAUAGCAAGAUUGUUCCUGGGAGAGGGGAGGAAGUUGUGACGUAGAUAUGGACCAAUCCGUCAAUGCUACACAGGCAGGACAUGAAAUAGCCUGAUCUUGUAACUUCAAGGAAAGAUAAAUCAGGAUUUUAAUGUAUUUUCUAUUACCUAUGGGACUAUGUAAAAUGUUGCAGUGAUAAAGCAAAAGUAUUGAUGAGUUCUGAACAAGUUCUCUCUCUCUCUCUCUCUCUCUCUCUCUCUUCCUUCAGCCACUCCUGACUGCCCUUGCCAUUGAAAGUUGUCAAUUGGAUUGGGCAAAGUUCCUGAUAUCCUCAGCAGGAUUUUAACGAAAUUGCUUUGUAGGCAAUGAAGGUUUGCGUUACAACCUUCGCUGGUGUUAGAAAUUGAGUUGUCUUCAAUAUAACCCCGUCCCAUGCAGUAACAGUGAAUGUCCAUAUCACCAAGCCUUAUGAAAGCCUAAUUAAAACUGAGAAUGGCAUCCGCUGUGGAGAUGGUGAGCAACGUCAAAGUCAAACACAGCUUGGACUUGCUCCAACGCAUCAUUAACAUGAGAGAGUCCGAUGAGUUGACCGAUGUGGUGCUAGUGACCCAGGGGUCCAGAUUCCCCUGCCACCGGGUUCUUCUGGCUGCGUUCAGCCCUUAUUUCAAAGCCAUGUUCACCUGCGGCCUGGCAGAAUGUAGUCAGAGGGAGGUGGCUCUCCAUGAUGUGCAGCCGGAGAGCGUGGUCACCAUCCUUGACUACAUGUACAGUUCGGAACUGCACCUCACCAACGCCAACGUCCAAGGAGUGGCCACCAUGGCCUAUUUCCUCCAGAUGGAAGGUAUUUUCACUGCCUGCCAGAAGUAUAUGUUGGAUCACAUGGAUGCCUCCAAUUGCCUCGGGGUUUACUACUUUGCAAAGCAACUCGGGGCUGAAGAGCUGUCCGAGCAAGCGAGCCGGUAUCUCCACCGGCACUUUGCCGAAGUCUGCUUGCAGGAGGAAGUUCUGGAGGUGGAGGAACACCAGUUGCUGCCCUUGAUCUGCUCCGACGAUCUGAACAUUUCCCGUGAGGAGACCAUCCUGGAUUUGGUCCUCCGCUGGGUCAACCACGACCGCAGACCGCGGGCGGCACACCUGGUGCAACUCUUGAACCAGGUCCGCUUGGUGCUCAUCAGUCCCACCUUCCUGAGGGAGACCCUGAAAAGGAAUACUGUCCUGUUGAGCAACGUGGAAUGCUAUAACAUGAUUCAGGUCACUCUGGAGACCAUCCACAAGGCAGAGCAGCAACCCUCCCUCAGUCUACGUUACGGGAUGGAAAGCACUGAUCUCCUCCUUUGCAUUGGCGUCAACGGCCAAGGCAUAAAAUCAAGGCACCGCAGUUACACUGAAACCAACUACUGCUAUGCGCCCAAGACAAAGAAGUCCUGCUACAUUGUGUCACCAAGUUAUGGUGAAACUUUGAGCUACGUUUGCACAGGAGUUGUGACAGAGAAUAAUGACAUUAUUUUAACUGGGGAGGCCGGAGUGUCAAAGCUAUCCAGGCAAAAGACGAAGGACGUCGAAAUAGUGAGGUACCACGUUCGAGGGAGUCAGCAGUGGGAGAGAGUGUACUCUGCUCCAUUCCGAGAGCUCUAUAGCUUGGGGACAGCCCAAGGCUGCCUAUACCUGAUCGGAGGGCAGAUGAAGCUCAAGAAUCGGUAUGCCAUCACAAACUGCGUGGACAAGUUGGUCCUGGAGACGGGCCAGUGGAGGAGCACCGCACCCCUGCCUUUGCCACUGGCGUGUCACGGUACGGUCGCCGUGGGCAACCAGAUCUACGUGAUGGGAGGAUGGACGCCACAGAUGGACCUUCCCGAUGAUGAACCCGAGUGGCUCAGCAACAGAAUGUUUCGCUACGACCCCAGGAGGGACAGGUGGACCGAGUGUGGGCGCAUGGAAUUCUCCAAGUAUCGUUUCAGCACAGCUGUCCUCAACGGAGAGAUCUACGUCAUGGGUGGGAUAGGCUGCCAGGGAGUGGACCGUGGGCAGGCCAGGAGGUGUUUGGAUGCAGUGGAGAUAUACAACCCGGAUGGAGAUUUCUGGAGGAAGGGACCUCCGCUACCAACACCCAUUCUGUCGCUCAGAACCAACUCUACAAACGCCGGGGUGGUGGACGAGAAGCUGUACGUCUGUGGGGCCUUCCGCGGCGCAGAUCGACAUGAAGUCAUCGUCAAAGAGAUAUUGGAAUUGAAUCCUUGGGAGAAUCAGUGGAACGUGGUGGCCCAUAAUGUCCUCAUGCACGACAGCUACGAUGUCUGCCUUGUCGCCAGACUCAACCCCAGGGACCUCAUUCCACCACCUUCUGACGUGGUCGACCAGUGAAAGACGGGCAGAGACUCCAUUUGACCUUUAUCUAGGGUGGCGUAGCGAGUAGAGCCACUGCCUCACAGCGUCAGAUACCCGGGUUCUAUCCUCACCUCAGAUGUUGUUUGCUGCAGAGUUUGCAUGUUCUCCCUGAGAACCAUGUGGGUUUCCUCCUGGUGCUUUGGUUUGCUCCCACAUCCCAAAGACGUGCGGGUUUAGAGAUUAAUUGUCUCUUUGUAAGUUGCCCCUAGAGUGUAGGGAGUGAAUGAGAAAGUGGUAUAAUAUGGAUCUAGUGUGAAUGGAUGAGCGAUGGACAGUUGGACUCAGUGAGCUGAAGGGCUUGUUUCCAUGCUGUAUCUCUAAUUGUUUGAAUUUCCUUUUGAUAACUGCGCUAUAAGUACUAAUUUCCGUUUACAAUUUACAGAACUGUUAUUCUUUUGCAAGUAGGAAUUUCUGCAAGUAAGAAUGUAGAGAUAGCACCCGUGUCAGGAUCAAACGCGGGUCUCUUUCGCAGUGAGGCAGCGAGUCUAACUCCACGCCACUGUGCUGCCUCUUGUGAUUAUCAGAUUCCAGAGGUUUGGUGUUGGGCAAGAAAAAAAUAUUGUCUGUUUGAGCAGUGUGGUUGUAAUUAGGGUUUCUAUGAUGGGAAUUAUGGUUUAUAAAUUAGACACAGGGUCUUGGAAGCCAGAAGACAUUGUAUGAAUUAUGGAGCGGAUCUGCCCUCUUCUGAUCGUAGCUUGCACCUGCAACAUUGUGGAAUUUGUUGCAACUGAUCAUAACGCUUGGAGAAACAAGGAACUGCAGAAAGAAAAGAUUGAUAAUGGCUGUUCUGCAUAUUUGAUUGAUUUAAAGAUCAGCAGGGAAACAGGCAGUUCGGUCCAUCGAGUCCAAACCGAAGAUCGAUGGUCUAUGUUAUCCCUUUUUUCCCAUCCACUCCUUAUACACUGGGGACAAUUUACAUAGCCCAUUUAACCUACAAACCCACACUUUUUUGCAAUGUGGAAGGAAACUGGAGCAAUCGGAGGAAACCAAUGCGGUUGCAGGAUGAACGUGCAAACUCCACACAGACAGCACCAAGAUCGAACCGGAGUCUCUGGCCUGUGAGGCUGCAGCUCUACCAGUUGCGCUACUGUGCUGCCCUUGCUGCUGCCAGCCUGAUUUCCAUUGUACCUGCACCGUGCCGUACUUAUGCAUAUGACAAUAAACUUGACUUGAAAUUCCCCUUGUUCUAUGUAUCCCUCUACAAAUGAAAACUAACUUGUUACCUCACUUUCACAGUUCUGAUUUUAAAAAAAUGACCUGAAACAUUAACUUUCGUUUUACUUUUAGAAAUACAGCAUGAUAAAUAGGCCCUUCGUCCCACCGAGUCCAUGGCGACCAUCAAUCACCCGUUCACACUAGUUCCAUGUUAUCCCACUUUCUCAUCCACUCCCUGCACCCUUCCAAUUUACAGAGGUUAAUUAACCUGCAAACUUGCACAUAGGAGAGAAUCCAAAGAAACUUUGUUCCUCUUUCCACAGAUUCUGCCCGACGAUGAAUAUUUAUUCUGUUCUUAUUUCGGAUUUUCAGCAUACAGUAUUUUUUAGAAUUUAUAAAACAUGGAUUUAUAAAUCUAUUUUUCUAGUUAUAUUUUCUUUUUAUCUUUGACUUCUUUUUUCAAUUGUUAAGGUAAGGAAGGAUUGAAAUAUCAGAGGACUUAAUUAUGUUUAAUUUGUGUUUAUUGUAUGUUUUGUUUUUAUUGGUUCUGUGUAUGACUGCAGGCAACAUAAUUUCGUUCAGACUGAAAGGUCUGAAUGACAAUAAAGGAAUCUAAUUCUACAAUCUUCCAGAUCACAGUAGUGCAGUUGGCAGAGCUGCUGCCUCACAGUGCCAGAGACCGGGGUUCAAUCUGAACAUCGGGUGCUGUCUGUAUGGAGUUUGCACGUUUUCCCUGGGACUGAAUGUGUUUUCUCCACGUGCUCCAGUUUCAUCCCUCAACCCAAAGACGUGCAGGUGUGUAGGUUAAUUGGCCUCUAAAAAUUGGCCCUAGUGUGUAAGGAUUAGAUGAGAAUGUGGGAAAACACAGAACUAGUGUGACUGGGUAGUCGAUGGGCUCGGUAGACCUAUUUCCAUGUUAUAUCCUUCAAUCUGUAAAACAUUACUGAUAAGUGGCAAGAAUGCUUUUUAUCUAAAUCAAAUAGCAAAAACGAGAAACAAAAGCAACUGAAACACAUAACCUUCAGAAAGUAAAUCAAAGCAGACCAUUUCUUAAACAAUAUAGCUCUUAGCAAAGAGUGAACCAGCCAUUAGAAGUGUCCUGAAGGAAAUCUUUAAACUUUGGGUUUAAAGUUAAUCAUUAGGUUUAUUAUUGUUACGUGUAUUGAGGUAGAAUGAAAAGCUUUGUGCUGUAUGCUAUCCAAACAGAUCAAACAAUACUGUGCAUAGAUAUAAUCAAUUCAGUCAAGUACAAAAGGCAGAAUGAAGAUACAGAGUGCUGAAUAUAGUUCCCAGCGUUGUAGCGCACCAAUUUCAGAGAUAAAGUCCAAUGUCCGCAAAGUAGAGACAAAGCUGUAUCCUAGCUUAUGGAAGGACUGUUGAAAUUCCCGAUAACAGAGGGGAAGAAACUGUCCCUGAGUCUGGUUUUGCACGCUUUCAAGAUUCUGUACCUCUGACGGACAGGAGUAGGAGAAGGAAUGACUGGGGUGGAAUGGGUUUUGAUUAGACUGGGUUUUUUCACGAUUUUGAGGGGCAUAGAUAGGGUAGACGGUCAGAGCUUUUUGAAAAUUUAAAUACUGGAGGGCAUAACAGUAGAUGAGAGGGCAAUGUUUAAAGGAGACUAGACUAAGUGGGACUGGUUAGGUCCCAUGUUCACACGGGAGGGCUGGUCCCCCAACGCAAUAUUCCACCUCUCCACCAAUACCAAUAUUGGGGGGAUUUCUGGAGUGUUGUGUUGUGGGCCGAAGGGACUGGUUUCCAGAGGGAUAGUAUGGGCAUUCUGGGCCGAAUGGAUUCGUGGGCUGGCAGCUCAGUCACUCAGGCCUGGUGGGCUGGCAGCUCAGUCACUCAGGCCUGGUGGGCUGCCAGCUCAGUCACUCAGGCCUGGUGGGCUGGCAGCUCCGUCACUCAGGCCUGGUGGGCUGGCAGCUCAGAAACUGCCAGAAAUUCUGCCCAAAACAGGUAAGAGAGAAGGUGGAGAGGGUGGAGAAUCAAUUUUAGACCUUUUUCAUCUUUUUCUGCAGAUCACAGCAAUGAAGGAGGAAAGUCUAUCCUGGCCUGGAACUCACAGGGAGCCAAUGAAGGGAAUGAAGCCAAUGAAGAGCCACAUACUGAGCUGAGGUUUAAUAUUUGCAGGGGGAAUACUUACUUAUGGACCGAAAGGAUGCCUCCUGGGCUAGUACAAGCUUGAUAGGCCAAAGGGACUCUUUAAAAAAAAAAUCUCAGUGAAAGACACUUUUUCUGGACUUUUCCUGGCCUGGCACGGGCCUUUUGGGCCAAAAUGCUCCUCCUGGCUAAUACGGGCAUUUUGGGCAAAAGGGACUGGUUUCUCGGCUAAUAGAGGCCUUGUGGGCCGAUAUUAGUGGUUUCAGGCAGGCAAAAUACCUCAUUUCAUUUCCAUUUCAAUUUCAAGCACAGGGCAGGCCUAACAGCUCAUUGCAUUUUCAUUUCCAUUUCCAUUUCCAUUUCAAUUUCAAUUUCAAGCACAGGGCAGGCUAUAUAGCUAAUUGCAUUUUCAUUUCAUUUCCAUUUCCAUUGCAGUUUUAAGCUGAGGGCAGGCCAAACAGCUCAUUGCAUUUUCAUUUCAUUUCCAUUGCCAUUGCAGUUUCAAGCCCAGGGCAGGCAAACAGCUCAUUGCAUUUUCAUUUCAUUUCCAUUGCCAUUGCAGUUUACAACACAGGGCAGACCAAACAGUUCAUUGUGUUUUCAUUUCAUCGGUCGGGACAUCUAUAUCUAUAUAUAUUACUAAACUCUCAUCUUGUUUGCUUGUUUGUAUGCGUGUGAGUGAUUUCCCGAAACACAGCCAAAACGGUACAAGACAGCGCUACAAUUUUUGGCCCACCUUACCAUUGUUCUGCGGUGUGCAUUAGCCAAGUUUCAUUCAGAUUGAUGGUAUAUUUUACAAGCUAUUGACAUUUUAAACUUUAUAAAAAACACUUUACAAAACCACUUUUCCACUAAUCCUGCCCAU
Leucoraja erinaceus (little skate) is the source of this 8234-nucleotide messenger RNA. It is a transcript of the gene kbtbd12, whose product is annotated as kelch repeat and BTB (POZ) domain containing 12. Lineage: Eukaryota; Metazoa; Chordata; Chondrichthyes; Rajiformes; Rajidae. The record is from RefSeq and is a predicted model, not a curated record. Gene Ontology annotation, molecular function: protein binding. The transcript is spliced from 6 exons. The coding region runs from base 2219 to 4087 and encodes 622 amino acids.